UAAUAGGACCGUUCAAAAGCUACUUCAAUAUUUUCUUGUAAUGCUAUUAGUCUAGUGAUAUGUGUUUACUCGUAAUAAUUUACCACAAUAAUUGAAUGCAAUAAUAUAUAUUAUACACCAACAUUAUCAACUUGGUAUCCAAACAAAUUUAUUGUUGAUAUUGUCAUUGCGUCGAUAAGAACGUGACAUGUUUCUCGAUAUUUGCUUUGUCGAUAUUUAUUAAUAUCAUCCUAUCCUAAUUUCUUAAAUGAGAAAUGUAACGUUGGCUCUAUUGAGCGCAAAAGAGGGAAGUAAGAACAAUGCCAGUUCAACAGAUAAACGUAAAAAAUUCAUCUGAUAUUGAAAGUUGGGAAUGGGGCGGAGGAUGUGGCAGAGAAGCAGUUCGAACUGGCUCGGGCAGCAGCCGCACAUCUUGCAGCAAUUCUAGCGGAGACAUAUGCCGUAUAUGCCACUGCGAAAGUGAAGUACACAAUCCAUUGCUAGCACCAUGCUAUUGUUCAGGCAGCCUCAAAUUCGUACAUCAAAGUUGUUUACAGCAAUGGCUGACUGCAUCUGAAACUAGGUCCUGUGAGCUUUGCAAAUUCAAUUUCAUCAUGCACACCAAAAUAAAGCCAUUUAACGAGUGGCGUCUAUUAGAAAUGUCAGGCGUGGAACGACGUCGGCUGUGCUGUGCUGUGCUGUUCCAUUGCGUGGCCGCGCUAUGCGUCAUGUGGUCGUUGUUCGUACUUAUUGAACGAGCAGUUGAAGAGGUGAAUCGAGGUUUAAUCGCGUGGCCGUUCUGGACGAAAUUGGUAGUGGUUGCAGUGGGCUUCACUGGCGGUGCGGUGUUCAUGUAUAUACAGUGUCGGCAGUAUCUGCAUCUGUGUAAUCGCUGGCGGGCCCACAAUAGAAUACUACUAAUACAAAACGCGCCGGAGAAGAUACCGAUGAAUGGUUCGCCGCCGGUGCGCGUGAAGCGACGCGAGCGGUCCGCGCGCGGGCAGGUGGUGGCCAACAUCGAGCCGCCGCCGCCGCCGCCGCCCGCCGCCUACCACGAGGAGGACGAGAGCGGCGGCUUCGAGACCUACCGCCCCAACCCGCUGCGGCGCCUCUCCGCGCGCCGCGACUCGCUGCGGCCCGACGACGACGCGCGCCGCUCCUCCGACUCGCGGCUCGUGCAGCCCGACGCCGACCUCGACGCCGGAGUGUACCACAUCAGCGUGGAUCCGCUGGAGGCGGACAUCCGCUCUCUGCUGGAGCUGGAGGCGCGGCGGCAGGCCCGCGCGGCGCGCUCGUUGCCCAACUUGCGCGCCAGCCGCGAGAGCCUGCUGCCGGCGACGCCGCCCGCGCCCGCCCCGCCCGCGCCCGCGCCCGCGCCGCUCGCCGCCGCUCCGAUGACGAUGCCCGUGCUGUCUAAAGUGUGA
Molecule: messenger RNA, 1403 nt
Organism: Achroia grisella
Lineage: Eukaryota; Metazoa; Arthropoda; Insecta; Lepidoptera; Pyralidae
Exons: 7
Coding region: 300-1403 (367 amino acids)
Biological process (GO): protein polyubiquitination; antigen processing and presentation of peptide antigen via MHC class II; immune response
Cellular component (GO): late endosome membrane; cytoplasm; early endosome membrane
Molecular function (GO): zinc ion binding; ubiquitin protein ligase activity; MHC protein binding
Source: RefSeq, a predicted model, not a curated record